Molecule: messenger RNA, 390 nt
Organism: Ustilaginoidea virens
Lineage: Eukaryota; Fungi; Ascomycota; Sordariomycetes; Hypocreales; Clavicipitaceae
Exons: 2
Coding region: 1-390 (129 amino acids)
Source: RefSeq, a predicted model, not a curated record
AUGCAACAAUCACAGUAUAUCGUUGACGGUGGGAAACAGGGAAUCGUCAACAAUGACAAAACAUGCAACAGUCAGUGUGUCGUAGACAGUGGAAACGGAACACGGCCCAAACCAAUCACCGAUAAUGGAUCAACAAUGCAACGGCAACAAUCGCAGCGUCUCCAGUGUGCUCAAAUCCGGCGAAAGUUCAACCAUGAGCCAACGACAACGGCUCACCAGUUCACCCCAAUCAUGAAAGCAGGAACAGACAAGCAAAAAACUCCAGAUAAGAAUACGUGCAACAGCCGGGCGUGCUGCGAUCCAGCCACUCAUGCAUGCGAGUUUGCCGCUGCCGCGCCUGUCCUGAGCCAGGCGGACGCUUGCCCUCGCCGUCUCGCCGCUCUUCUAUAA